AUGAAACGGAACAAGGCAUCAUCUUCUCAUCGACUUGUCUCCAUCUCUGGCAAUGUUGGACAACUUUGUGAUGUAAAAGUCUACGAAAUCUGCCAUAAACAUAGUGGAAAACCCCUGGACGUGUACUGUGUAGACCACAGCGCUAUGUGUUGUAGUAUUUGUGUGUCGGUGUCACACAGACAAUGUAACAAUGUUAAACCAAUGGAGGAUGUGAUCAAGAAGACAAUGGCAAAACAGAGUCUCGGUGAGACAGAAUGGAAGGAGCUGACAGAGGAAACAAAGAAGAUGUUAGAUGAGGACGAUUUAGGGAUAACAACGCUAAACGCAAGAGAAAAAGAAGUUUCAGCGGAAAUGACCGACAGGAUACAGAAAGCUAAAGACAAGCUCGAUAACCUCAACGCAAGAUUUCAAUCAGACCUCGCAGGUCAAUGCAGAACAUACAGACAACAACUACUGAUUCGACGGAAGAAUGUCAACACAUUUCACAUCAACGCGGAAAAUUCACAUCUGCUGAUGUCACGUUCAGAUCAACAGUUAUCAGAGCGUCACCGAUUUUUCGUGAGAGAACAAACAAAAAAUCAGAUAUCGGGACAUUACCGACGUAUGGAUCAAAACACAAAGAAAGAACCAAAUCAGUUUGACAUCACACUGAAGCUACAGGAAACGAUUGAUGAAAUUAUGAAAAUGACAACCGCGGGAAAUGUUGACGUCACCUCGACACUUUCACCUGUGUCACAGAAUGCAAAUGGCCGUAUAUGUUCCUUGAUAGGAUCUUUGCUUUUGACGCCUUCAGCUUCUGCAUUUUCGGACUCGACUUCGACUUCUGACUUAAUGGGUUCUCUGCAGCAUCUGACAGUCCAGACUACUCUAGUAACGGCCGCGGUGGAUGUAUGGACCGGGUCGGUAUCUUGUGUACAUACGGUUAACACCAGUACACUUGGAGGAGAGGGAACGCCUUGGUUGACGGGAGGAAUCUUUACUGACAACAAUGAAUUACUUAUUACAGACUUCCAUAACAACAGACUCCUACUGUUUGAUGAUAAAUACUCCUACACGAGAGAAUAUAAAGUUAGUGGUUGCCCUACAGAUAUAGCACGUGGACGUACUGCUGAUGAGAUAUUUGUGGCUGUAAACGAGACACAGAUACUGAGAUGUACACUACAGAAUGGUCAGCUGUCCGUGGUCAACACUAUCAGAAGUCCCCCUAGUACCUGGCCUGGGGGUAUAGCAGUACUCGGGGACAACAUCCUGGUCGGUACUGCAGAUAGUGUGAAGGUUAUGUCUAUCGAUGGGAAGGUCACAAAGUCAAUAAAGAAGGUAGGAGGUAACACAUACCUCGCAGUAUCUACAUCUAAGUCUACUGUAUACCACAGAGAUAACAAUGACGUAGUGUGUAGACGACUAGACAGUGACGCAGUAGUCUACAGGUACAGGGAUCCUGGUCUGGUUUAUCCUGUAGGUAUUGGACUGGACCGGGAUGACAAUGUGUAUGUUUGUGGUCACGUUACCGGAAACGUUUACCUCGUUUCACCUGACGGGUCACGUGGGAGGGUAUUACUGUCCAAGCUGUCCAACAUCACCAGACCGUGGUGUAUAGUGGUCCAUCCAACCAAACAGGAGUUCGUGGUUACUUCUUUCCAGGAAUCUACUGUACUUGAGGUGUACAAAUUCAGUGACGACAACAUAUAA
Pecten maximus is the source of this 1689-nucleotide messenger RNA. RefSeq lists its product as uncharacterized. NCBI's taxonomy places the organism in Eukaryota, Metazoa, Mollusca, Bivalvia, Pectinida, Pectinidae. The transcript has a single exon. Gene Ontology annotation, molecular function: zinc ion binding. The coding region runs from base 1 to 1689 and encodes 562 amino acids. The record is from RefSeq and is a predicted model, not a curated record.